UGGAUGUUGACACAAUAUGUAUCACAACAUCGUGUUAUUAUAACGCUAUUUAGUUCCAAAUGUGCUCGUUAAUGCUGCACCACAGCGACCCCUGGUGGCUUAGCGGGGAGCCGGGGAGCAGCAGGAGGCUGUCUGUUGUUAGCUUUUGUUUGUAGCCACUUAAGUUUCCAUCUACAGCUGGUCGCGGCUGCUCCUCUCAGUCUUGGCUCAAAACAUACAGGUUGCAGACAUGCCAAGUCUAAAGCUGAUCUCUGCGACGGACACACAGUACUCAGCGACUGUGCUCAAGUCCAUGAACGAGCAGAGAAAUCAUGGAUUGUUCUGUGACAUCACCAUCAUCAUCCAGGACAAGAAAUUCAGGGCCCACAAAACCAUCCUGUCUGCCUCGAGCACGUACUUCCACCAGCUCUUCACUGUAGCCGGACAGGUGAUCGAGUUAAACUUCAUCAGGGCGGAAAUCUUUGAGGAGAUUCUCAAUUACGUGUACAGCUCCAAGAUCGUCCGGGUGCGCUCUGACAUGCUGGAGGAGCUCAUAAAUGCUGGAAAGAUACUGGGAGUGAAGUUUAUCGCAAACUUGGGGUCUCCAUUGUCGCACGUGAAGGGGCUGCCUGGUUUGUCCAAAGAGCCAGAGAACAAAAAUGAGACGCCCGCCGAGGUGAUGCCGAUCAUCACGGAGUCCUUCUCGAUAUCGGCAGAGGAAUUCAAUCAGACGAGCAAAGCUGCGGAAAACGACGAGGACUCGGACGGCGACGUUAUGUUUGUCUCGCAGACGAAGGCUCAGGCAGCCGACUCCGGUGAGAUAAUUGACGUGGAAAAAGCCGGCGCAGAAAAUGUAGCAGAAGUGAAAAAUAUAGAAUCAAAUCAUGCAGCUGCAAAAAAAAAAGAUAAACCCACAGCCUCCCCGACAACACAAGCUGCUAAGAGCCCCAGUGUCAGGUCUGCUAAGCCCAGUUUUCCGGACAGCAGCCCUCUGCACAGCCCAGACUCCAGCUCCAAUAACCUGUCUUCCCCUGCUGGAGUUUCCACAGGAAGUGCUCCCACAACACCAGCCAGGUCGAGCAGUGUCACCCCCGAGCCCUCCAGUGCCGCCCAGUCCUCCGAAAACAGCGACAUCAUGGGAGUCCACAAAAAACAUGUCUCUACUUCGACUCAGAAGGGGAAUUCCAAAAUAAGGCUGUUGGAUGUUUUCGAAAGUCCCAUCCAGCCUAAUCAGGCUAACAAUCCCAAUUCAGCAGGAGCAGCAAAAAAGACGGUGACACUCAAUACAGCCACAGAGAUUGAUUCCUUUUCUUCAGGCUGUAAAGUUUAUGCCAAUAUUGGAGAAAAUACUUAUGACAUUGUCCCAGUGAAGGAGGAUCCAGGGGAGGGAGGCUCUAAAGCCAGUAAAGGGAAGAGGUCAUUGAUGUCAACGCCUUUGAAAACCCUCGAUAAAAUACCAUUGUCCCCGAAAUCCCUCCCAAACAAGAAGAGCAAAACCGAGCUGGAGGAUCACUACGAGCUGAUCAUGGAUGGGAAGACCUUCUACGUGUGCAUCAUCUGCAAGCGGCCCUACGUGUGUCUGACGAGCCUCCGCCGGCACUUCAACACCCACUCGUGGGAAAAGAAGUACCCGUGUCGCUACUGCGACAAAGUCUUUGCCUUGGCCGAGUACAGAACUAAACACGAAAUCCACCACACAGGAGAGAGGAGGUACCAGUGCUUGGUGUGCCAAGAAACAUUCCUGAACUACCAGUUACUGUCAACCCACUGCAAGCAUGUCCACAACCAGGACCCCAGCGGGAGGAAGGAGAAAGACGACACAGACAACAACUUGUACCGCCUGCUGCCGUGCAAAUCGGUGCAGAUGAAGCCGUACUCGUGGGCGACUGAGGGGCCGGGGGUCCCCUGCAUCUCCGAGGACGGCAGCGUGCAUUCCAUAACCACCGGCAGUGAAGACGUCCACUCUUCAACCCAGAGCAGGAUGUUGAACUGGGACGACAUCUUCGUUGAGCCCAAUAGACACAUGCCGCCUGACGCCCACGCUCGUCCAGCGUCGACCGUGGACAACACACCCACACAGGCAGCUUCCGAGUUUGACUUUGUUAUACCAGAGAACUACUGAGCGGGACAUGCUGCUCUGUUACCUGUGCCUUUUAGGUGCCCCACACACGUUGUCUUCUUUGGUUCCAUGUCAACAAUUUUCUUCGUUACUUCUCAAUAGAUUGAACUCAAGGUUCGGCCACAUUUCCGUUUAACAAAAAUGUGUAGUUUAAAUGAACUAAACACAAUAAUGAUGCAGCAUUAAAGGGGCAAAUGGUUGCAGUUGAAGGAAGUUCAAUGGGACCGUCAUUUUUUUCAUAUUCUGCUUUUGUAAUAGCCUUGUUUGUCCCUAUCAUUGGAGUAAAUGAUAAUGACACUAGCAAAAAAAAACAUAGGAGUGAAUCAGUGCGUGUGGUUAAAACAUAACUCAAUAGUUGUAAUAAAGAUCUAAAGCAUACAGCCUCGAAAUCUGUAUCAACACAGAAAUUAAACAUUUAAAUUAUGUUUAUUUGAGCAGAUUUAGAAUCUCAAACUCAAUUUCGAGGAUCAUAUGUCAGAUGUGAGACCAAAUUAUGCGCUAGAGAAAAUUAUCUGAAAUGUAUACUCUCAUUAUGUGAUUGUCGGCGAUCCCACAUCUGGGUCAUGUGGCAGGGAAUAUGCUUUUUUAAUGUUCGUUCUCAGUGGUUGGUGAAUAAUGAGGUUUUAUUCUUUUGUUUGUCAUACUCUUAUUUUGAAGCACCCUGUACAUUGUAAUUUGCUAUUAUGUCAAUGUUUUUUUCCCUAUGUUAGACAUUAUAUUUUGAGGCCAAAUUCUGUCGGCCACUAAACGUUGGCUGGAGAUUUUUGCAUUCGAAUGUGAUGAUUGGAUUCUUUCAGUCCAUGGAAUUAGCACUUAGUGUUGUAACGCGCUGCAUUUGUUUGUUUGAUGUUUUAAUUUUUUCACUCUUAUUUUUGACACUGUCAGAAGGUAGUGAUCGGUCAGUAUGAGUGAGAAAGUAGUGCUAUCGUGUGAAACUCUUUAACUUCCUGUCGCUCAAUAAAACCAUGCAGAUUGUUUUUUUUUACAAAUUAACAUCGGUGUCUGUGAUGUACAGUAUAUAUUUGUGCUAACCUUUUUUUUUAACAGCUUCAGAUUUAUUUAUUAGGUUUAUAGCGUAGAUAAAAUGAAAAUUGUUCUUUAAGACGUUGGUCUGUUGACAUUUUUACAGAAUUUCCCUUUUCUGUCAAUUGGCAAUGAGAAUUAUGUGACAGUAAAUAAAUUAUUUUUAAUUAC
Molecule: messenger RNA, 3292 nt
Organism: Platichthys flesus (European flounder)
Lineage: Eukaryota; Metazoa; Chordata; Actinopteri; Pleuronectiformes; Pleuronectidae
Gene: zbtb33
Product: zinc finger and BTB domain containing 33
Exons: 2
Coding region: 230-2101 (623 amino acids)
Biological process (GO): regulation of transcription by RNA polymerase II
Cellular component (GO): nucleus
Molecular function (GO): DNA-binding transcription factor activity, RNA polymerase II-specific; protein binding; RNA polymerase II cis-regulatory region sequence-specific DNA binding
Source: RefSeq, a predicted model, not a curated record